UUCAGUUGCAUCUCAGUCAUUGGUGUGUGGUAUAGCAUUUUUUCGCUGAGAGAAUGUGGAAGAAAGCGACGCUGCCACUGCUGCUGCUGCUGCUUACCGCAUUACUCUUGGCACAGUUGGUCGCAACGGAAUCAACAAGACCGGCGGCAGGCCAUGCAGAAGACAUCAGUACCAGAAAUAGUAGCACAGAGCGUUUCAUAGUGACAGCACUGGAUAUUAACGACAAAGACGAUGAAGAUUCUGAUGAAGCAACAGUUGAAACAUAUGAAGAUGACGACGCGGCGAGCAGGACAAGGCAUGCGACACCACAAUUAAUGAAAACAACGCCAAACAACGACGAGGUGGGCGAAAGCGAAGAGGCGAGCACACAACUGAGGGACGAAGAACAUGACAGACUAGCCGAUGGGGAAGUAGAUGUGGGCGACGAGGGUAGUGGAGUCAAUGAUGGUAGUGGUGGUGAAGGUGCCGCUGCUAGUGUCAGUGCCAGUUAUGGUGAUGUUGGCGUUGAUGUUGCUGUUGAUGGCGAAGCUAGUGAAGAAACGAGCGAAGUGUCGUCACUUGAGCAACGCGAACGUGAUCGGCUUGCGUCUAUAAUGAUGCGCGAAGUUACACGGCUGAUUGAUUAUGCAUUGGAGCAACAGAGAUCGGUCGUCAACCAGUUUCUGCAAGACGAAACAAUUGAAAUGGUGAAGUGUGCGACAAUGGAGGCGGUGAAAAAUAGCUGCGCCGCAUUCAUAGCGGAUGUGCGAGAGGCACUCCAGCUGAACAAAGGAAAUGAUUUUCCAACACAACUGGCACAAUUCGGUGUGAAAACAUUGAUGGCUAGAGAUUUCGAAAUGUUUGUGCAGCUACAUAAUACGACACGCAUAAAGCAGCCGACAGCGGAAAAUGUGAUUAUUGAUAAUGCGUUCCGAAAAGCGGGUGUGCUGCAGAUCGAAGUGGAGUUGGAAAAGCGAUUUGUGGAGUUUACUAAAUUUUUCAACAGCACAGUGGGUGAAUAUGUCGACAAACUGCAGGCGAAUGAGCAGCAGCAGCGUAGCGUUUUCGAUGAAUCGCUGGUGGAUUGGUAUCGAAAAUACGGUGCAGCGACGAAUGUGAGCAGUCAAGUGAUUGUCUUGUCCAAAUUUCUGCCGCUAUACAAAGAUUUUUUUCACCAAAUGAAAAUGGAUGCAGAUUGAGUAGUGUUCAGAGCAAAGAGCUGAAGGCGCAAAGUAAUAUAAAGUUAGUGUUAAGGAAGAUAAAAAUUUUAAUUUUAUUACUAAUACUAAUGUCUUAUGCCGCUAAGUAAGUUAGUAUAUCAUAUAUGUUUACAUGUAAGCAUUGUGUCGUAAGUUUUACCUAUGUAAAUAAAGUAUUAUUAAUUAAUUAGUCGUAAGUGCCAUAAAAUCAUUGCAUUUAAUACUCUUUCAAAAUUUUUUUUGUUUUUUUUUUUCCCUAAUCUUAAGCAGCUGCCAAAAACUAAUUCAUAUUGGAAACGUUUUUUUUUUGUUUUGUUUAAAUUAUAGUAAUCAUUAGAUGAGUAGUGCGUAAAUUAUACAAACAUACAUACAUACAAGUAUAUGCUUAACGAAAUUCAUAUGUUCAGUGCAAAUGUGCCUAAUAAAACACCACUAUUUUUAAA
Messenger RNA from Bactrocera oleae (olive fruit fly), 1621 nucleotides. RefSeq lists its product as uncharacterized. Lineage: Eukaryota; Metazoa; Arthropoda; Insecta; Diptera; Tephritidae. The record is from RefSeq and is a predicted model, not a curated record.